AUGUUGGACCUCCAGGGACUCUGUUUCUCUCUCCUUCACAUUCCGAGAAAGCUCCAUCUCGCUCUACUACAGCCGGUAUCUCGAGCUACCAAGUCGGUUGUUAAGCGAAGCAUCAUGUUUGUUUUCCAGAGAGAGGACCUGCCCAAGGAUCCUGUGUUUCCUGCAAAUCUCAAGCAACUCGGAUAUUUCAUUAAUGACAAGGAUGAGAUACGCAUGAUCUCGAACCCAGAGGAGAAGUUUCUCUAUAGAAUCAACGCCAAUGAGCGUUACAAUGAGCUCCAGAAAGAAGCGAUGAACAGUGAGUCCUUCAUAUUACGACCACACUCUGGUCUCUCUCGCUGGUUGAUCCCUACUGACAUGAUAAUAGCUUGCAUUCGAAACAUCGUGAUAUCCCGCCUACAUGAUCAAGGGCUAGAGACAUUGCGGCUGCCUCUCGGAGCUAAAGCAAAUGAACAACACGUACCGAUUCUGGUCUCCCCCACAUUUAAAACAGACGAACGCAUUAUCGUUGUCUUUGGCGAGCCAGUUCAGGAUCUCGGCAUCUGGGCAUACCGGGUUAUUGGUCAUGAAACCAUCAACUCUGGGUCUGCCGUGGACUUCUCAGCAGCUGUCUUAGGCGGAAAAAGUGAAUCUCCAGCACCAGGUCUCAUCCUGACCAACCCUGGGCAAUUAGUUUGGCACUGCGCAGGUGAAAAUGCCAUUUCAUUACCUUCAUGGCUGGCACUCCCCAGGAAACACGCCGUUGACCCGCCUAUGAAGAUGACCGUUCGAAACAAGAUACCCGGGCAUGAAACUUGGCAGGACCAUAUUACGUAUGUUUUUGAUGAGGUGCUGGGUAAACUUGCUCCAGAUGCAAAGAUUGAUAUUAUUGGGCUUGCAGAGGGCAGUCUUGCUGCCGUUAGGUACCUAGCUGAGCAUUGGUCGACGUGGAAGUCUCGCAUAUCUUCCAUGGCACUUGGUAACCCGUUACAUGACAUGAAUCAUCUGCACCCAGCUGAAUUCGCAGAGUUCAUAUCGACUCGUUGCCGCGCUUAUUUGAUCUCUGAUAAAGAGCUAGGUCAGCCUGUGGCGGGAAGAUACGAGUAUGGCUGCAACUGUUAUUCGUCUGGAGAAUCAAAAAACGUCGAAUGCAUCAUCCCUCGGGCCUAUGAAAGUAUGCUGAAAUGGCUUGAUGAUAUGCAUGACAAACCGGAACUGAAGGAGACCGAGGUUUUUGUUAGUGAGGACUUUGGGAUUGCUGAACCUGGCGAGGAGUUCGGCGGUGAGAAUGGCAACGGUGCUGUGGUAGAGGAGCUCAACUAG
This is a messenger RNA of Trichophyton benhamiae CBS 112371, 1302 nucleotides long. RefSeq lists its product as uncharacterized. The transcript has 3 exons. The record is from RefSeq and is a predicted model, not a curated record. Lineage: Eukaryota; Fungi; Ascomycota; Eurotiomycetes; Onygenales; Arthrodermataceae. Gene Ontology annotation, molecular function: siRNA binding. Gene Ontology annotation, biological process: regulatory ncRNA-mediated heterochromatin formation. Gene Ontology annotation, cellular component: nucleus. The coding region runs from base 1 to 1302 and encodes 433 amino acids.